Messenger RNA from Corvus hawaiiensis (hawaiian crow), 1667 nucleotides. RefSeq names its product mothers against decapentaplegic homolog 4-like. The record is from RefSeq and is a predicted model, not a curated record. NCBI's taxonomy places the organism in Eukaryota, Metazoa, Chordata, Aves, Passeriformes, Corvidae. The coding region runs from base 143 to 1441 and encodes 432 amino acids. Gene Ontology annotation, molecular function: DNA-binding transcription factor activity, RNA polymerase II-specific; I-SMAD binding; RNA polymerase II cis-regulatory region sequence-specific DNA binding. Gene Ontology annotation, cellular component: heteromeric SMAD protein complex. Gene Ontology annotation, biological process: BMP signaling pathway; SMAD protein signal transduction; transforming growth factor beta receptor signaling pathway. The transcript has 9 exons.
GCAGCAGGAAGGGGCUGAGGGAAGGGCAGAGGACUGAGGGAGGGGGCUGCAGGCAGGGCAGCAGCACCGUGAGCCGGAGGAGAUGCGGCGGGAGCCGGGCCGCGAGUGAGGGCAGCCGGGGGCGGCGGAGGGCCGCAGCGCCAUGUCCCUGGGCAGUGACAGCGGCCCCGGCAUCGUGCACAGCCUGCUGUGCCACCGGCAGGGAGGGGACAGCGAGGCCUUCGCCCGCCGCGCCAUCCAGAGCCUCCUCAGGAAGCUGAAGGAGAAGAGGGACGAGCUGGACGCGCUCGUGGCCGCUGUCACCUCCGGCGGGGCCCAGCCCGGCCAGUGUGUCACCGUCCAGCGCACCCUGGACGGGCGGCUCCAGGUGGCCGGCAGGAAGGGGUUCCCCCACGUCAUCUACGCCCGGCUCUGGCGCUGGCCCGACCUGCACAAAAACGAGCUGAAACCCGUCAAAUUCUGCCAAUUCGCCUUCGACCUCAAGUGCGACAGCGUUUGUGUCAACCCCUACCACUACGAGCGUGUGGGGACCCCCACCAGCGGUCUGAGCAUCCAGAAGAGCACAGUGCCCCCUGCGCGUCCGGUGAAGGAGGAGUUUGUCCAUGACUGUGUGCAGAUGGAGCUGCCGGCCCGUCGGGAGUUGGGGGCCGAGCCCCCUGCCCAGCCCUGCCAAGCGCUGCGCCCCCGGCAGCCCCCUGAGCCCCCCUGUGUGCCCCAGACCUACCCUGCGCUCCCCAUGGCACCCCAAGGGCCGGAAUUCUGGUGCUCCAUCGCCUACUUCGAGCAGGACGUGCAGGUGGGGGAGAUCUUCAAGGUGCCCUCGAGCUGCCCCACCGUGGUGGUGGAUGGGUACGUGGACCCCUCGGGGGGAGCCCGGUUCUGCCUGGGGCAGCUCUCCAACGUCCAGCGCUGUGCGGCCAGCGAGAGGGCACGGCUGCACAUCGGGAAGGGGGUGCAGCUGGAGCGGCGCGGAGAGGGGGACGUGUGGAUGCGCUGCCGGAGCGACCACGCCGUGUUCGUGCAGAGCUUCUACCUGGACAGGGAGGCCGGCAGAGCCCCCGGGGACGCCGUGCACAAGGUCUACCCCGGAGCACACAUCAAGGUGUUUGACCUGCGCCAGUGCCACCGGCAGAUGCAGCAGCAGGCGGCCACUGCCCAGGCUGCGGCCACUGCUCAGGCCGCUGCUGUGGCCGGCAGCAUCCCCGGGCCUGGCUCAGUGGGCGGCAUCGCUCCGGCCAUCGGGCUGUCGGUGGCCGCGGGGCUCGGCGUGGAUGACCUGCGGCGCCUGUGCCUCGUUAGGCUGAGCUUCGUCAAAGGCUGGGGGCCCGACUACCCCCGGGCCAGCAUCACCUGCACGCCCUGCUGGAUCGAGGUGCACCUGCACCGCGCCCUGCAGCUGCUCGACCACGUCCUGCACGCCCUGCCCGACGCCCACGCCUGACUCCUGGAAGGAAGAGCCAAAAAAAAAAGAGGAAAUAAAGGCAAAAAAAUGAGGCGAAAUGACCAAAAAUGUGUUGGUUUAACGGUUAUUUAAUGGAUGGGGUCGGAAUUUGCGGCCUGGCUGUAGUGCAGCCGAUCCAGGCCCUCAGUGCUGAUUUCCACCUCCUGACUUAACUUUUGUAUGAAAAGAAACAAAAAAAAAGAAGAUUAAAAAAAAGCCAAAAAAG